UGCCACCACCAGCGAUCAUCUGUCGCGUGAUUUAUCGAAGCACUGCCAUCUCAAUUGCGGAACAACAAAAAGCCGCCAAGUCCCUCAGCUGAUUUAAACUGGCCAAUUGUUUGGGCGAGUACUAUAGAAGUGAAACCAGAGCCACCAAAAUGGACAAUCUGGCUGCCACGGCUGACGGAGCUUCUAUUUAUUCGCUUACACUCGUGUUCUUUUAAUGAAAGCAUUCAUGUCGAACCAACAUAUCAGGGAGAUGUGAUGUCAGUGAAUGCUUUAAAUUAACAACUAAAUUUACAUUUAAAUAUCGUUUAAUUGAGAAAAGUAAAUUGCUUUUUAAAUGGAAACCUAUAUUCACAUACAAAACUCGAAAUCGGAUUUUAGUUUCAAUAAUGCGUUUGUCAGUGGCUUUACUUGUUGGCGCCUUGCUGAUCUGGAGCGUGUGCUGCGAACCUAAGGUAAUAUAUAAGACGACGAAUUUAGAAUGCUUCACCAUUCCAAUGCUCACUGCUAAUGCCUCGUGCAUCCUGAAGGCCAUAAACUGGAAUAUGGCCGUGGCCCAGAUGGAUGUGUAUUUUCUGCAGCCUGUGAACAAUAUGACGGUUCGUAUAAAAGUCUUUAAACGAGACUACAGCAAUAAGUAUCAUCCUUUUCUGGUGGAUGUUUUGGUUAAUCUAUGCGACAUUAUUGACCGAAGAAAUCAUAGUCCUUAUGGAAAGUACAUGUGGAAUCUGUUCAAACGUUAUACCAACUUUAAUCACUCAUGCCCAUUUGUGGGCCACAUGUUUGCACGUGAUUUAUUCAUAGAUGAGAGCGUUGUGCCUAUUAAGCUACCGUUGGGCUACUACCAAGUUUCAUUGACUUCGUUUGAAAACUACAGAGACAAGCCACCCCUAUGUCUGGGUACGAUCAAGUUCUAUGCCCAGUCCAUGAUUCCAGUGACGUCGAAACGAAAUAGAACCAUGCCAAUGAACAGAACCAAUAUCCAGGAUACGCUGCAAACCGCCAUUAUACCCGUACAAAUUGGGAAUUAAGUGGAAUAUGAAUUGAAUAUUUUGCAUGAGAAAACUUUUUUCGAAUUCAAUUAAAUCGCUUUAUAAUGUUACCUGUGAAGACCUGCUGUACGUAUAAUUGAAUGUAGAUAACAACUAAAUGUACAUUUAAAUAUCGUUUAAUUGCGAAAAGUAAAUUGCUUUUCAACUGGAAACCUAUAUUCACAUA
Molecule: messenger RNA, 1215 nt
Organism: Drosophila pseudoobscura
Lineage: Eukaryota; Metazoa; Arthropoda; Insecta; Diptera; Drosophilidae
Exons: 4
Coding region: 387-1028 (213 amino acids)
Source: RefSeq, a predicted model, not a curated record